This is a messenger RNA of Amoebophrya sp. A120, 2647 nucleotides long. The record is from the annotation of a GenBank genome assembly. NCBI's taxonomy places the organism in Eukaryota, Dinophyceae, Syndiniales, Amoebophryaceae.
CGGAGGAGGUCGAGAUGCCAAUGCCGGCCGUGUGCGAGGAAGACGACUACGGCACGGUUGCAGAGGAAGAGCAAAUUUGCGAUGCAGUUGGGAACCACGAUGCAGCUUUUUCCCCUGCGGCUCCUUUGGCGGACCAAAAGGAAGAAAUGGUCGACAUGGACCACGACUGCAGCCUGUUACACUCCCAGGCCCUAAACAUGGAGCCGGAGCUGCAGUUUGGUGGUACGACUGAGAACGAUCCCCGCAUCGUUCAGAAAAAGAUGUUGACCCCUGCGAAGAGUGGCUCGACGACGUCCCAGAAGAACUCGUCUGCUACUUCCACCGGCGUGGUCUCUGGACAUCAAACCGGUCAUGAUCUCUACUUCGCAGGUUGCCUGGCGGCGCCAAGGGGGAAGAUCGACGAAGGGGAAAUCACGAUGGAAACGACGGAUCAUGAUGCCUCGAUCAACACGACGAAGUCCUUUCCCAAAUCGAAAAGCUCAGCUGGUGGUCAACAAGAACGUCUGCAAAAGCUGCCCCCCGUCGAAGACGUCGAACACGGUAUGAAGGAAGAUGGAGAAAAUACAAUUCUCUACACGACCUACGGUGCUGCCAAGAAGGAUCUGCGCGCAAAAGUGCGGACCCGACCGCUGGUCGGAGGAAACAAGAUGAUCCACGAGCCGUUCCUGCCGUUACAGCGUGGGAGAAACGUAAGCGAGGGCGAGGUGAAAUUGUUUUCGGAAGUGAUUAUGUCGGCGAACACGAAGACUCUGUCGAAAACCUCCACUGCCACGACGGAAAACAAAUCUGCCGCCUCUACUGGUUCAUCGUCGGUCCUCACGACGGCUUCCUCUAGCUCCUCUGGUUUCUUGUCAACCACCACGAGGAACAACAACUACAGUUCGAAGAUGCCCCACCAGCAAAUGUUGUACACCGAUGAUUUGAGCAUUUUGGUCCCAGCUUACGCACAAGGCAUCUCGUCGCAGAAGGACAACGUUCUUGCACCGCCUACCUUGCUGCACAUCCCCCGCGUCGUUUGUGAGGAAAAAGUGGAGCCGUUGUUUCUUGGGGGUUCCUCGACGUCGUCCUCGUCGACCAAAAAACCGCUGCGGCAACCGAAGCAACAGCGACCGGUGUGCCAUCCUGGUCCGGUGGAUGAACACAAGCGAUUGUUCGUGCGACCGAGUAGUGGUACGAAUAGAAGUACGUCUACAUCAGCGACCCAAACUACAUUUCACCGCGGCGGCGAAGAUUUCGUUGACAACAUGCCGGCGACAUUGACAGCCACACUGACAGCGUCGGCUUUUGAAGAAUCUUCUGCGUUCGAGAACAACGGCGCUACCGUGGAAUUGUUGAGUAAAUCCAAGACCACAACGACUUCUACCACUGCGACGGAAGGAACUGCUGCGACGGCGUUUGACCACCACGACACUUCCGCGGCCGAUGCGAGGAAAAACGUUUCCUCGGGACAACAAGAAGAAUUUUUCAAGCCAGUGGCUCCUGCGAAGAAGAGGUCCAGCACCUGGUUGUCGUGCAUCAUUGGUGCUGCCGGUGGAAAAACAACAAAGCGGACAGCUGCUCGUCGUGGUACUAUUGACAGAACCGAUUUCGCACAGUUGAACACCAAUGAUCCGACCAUCAAGCGGAUUUCUGUUUCCUCUGAACAGACCCAAUCCACUGCCUGGUCGUCGGGAAGCGAGAGGGCGUCGAUGGGGUCGAGUAAGAGCACGACUAGUACUGUCUCCAGCUGCUCGACGUCGCCCACGAACCAGCGGGGCAAGGUCAAGUUCUCGCAGGGGUUUAGUUUCGGCUUUGGCAAGAUGAAGAAGCAGAAUUUAUUUCAGUUGCAGAGCAACAGCAUGUGUGCACCGGCGGGGAUGGAGCGGUGCAAGAUCAGCUGCUAAUGAUUCGCAAUGGAACAACAGUCGUCCCAACCGCUUGUUCUGAAGAAGAUAAUAAAGCGAUGGACGAAUUGGAAUUUUCAUUUUGGUAACCGGAAAUAAAGCAAGUUUUGAAAGAGAUCAGUACCACCAUGACAGCAACAGAAGUUUUUGUGACAGAAGAUUUUGGCGUAAAGCACGUUUUUGAAGAAGCUCCUGCAAAGGUAGACGACCAGAGCAGCAGCAAGAAGUUUCGCCGCCAGGCAUCCAGACAACUGAAGAACAAAGGAAUCCAUCACCACUGAGACUCCGAGCCACGAUUUGGUUUUUUGAAUAACAGUGAGUUACCAGCGAAGAUACGUCAUACUUACCAUCCAGUCCCUUACCCAUCAUCAAACACACCCACAAAGAAGAAGUUCGAUGCACGACGUACAUGCAAGCGAUAUUAAGAAGUUUUUCGACAUGAAGUAGCACCAGCAGCAUCGCCACACCAUCACCACCAUCCCGACCACCAAAUCUUCAGCAGAGGAAUCUCAUUUGACACAGUUUUGGAGGAAAAGAAGAAGCACCAGAAAAGUUUUUGACGAACCACCAGCACGAAAGCCACCAGCUUCAUCCCGACCACAUCAUUAAUACACGCAGUUCAUUUUUUGUUGACGCAGUUUUGGAAAGCAGUGAAGAGCCAAUUUUUGAAGAAGUGAAGUACAAGUACACUACGACAUGAGCUUGAGGAUGAAGAAGCAGUUUGACAGUAAAACCGAGGAAUCUCCGUUCCAGAAAAGAAAAAA